AUGGCUGAAGGAAAGAAACCAGCAGUCUUGAUUGUCGGAGGAUUGGGAUUCAUUGGUCGUCACUUCGCCCUGUACCUCCACCAAAACAAUCUCGCAUCGGAAGUCCGUCUCGUUGAUAAGGUGCUACCUCAGCUGGCUUGGCUGGCACCCGAAUUUCAGGAAGCCUGUUCCAAGGAUAAGUUCGUUCAGGCCGAUGCCAGUCGGGAACAGCACUUCCCACGGAUAUUCGACCGAGCCAAUGGCGAACAGUUCGACUACGUGAUCAACUGUGGCGGCGAAACCAGACACUCCCAGCCCGAUGACGUCUACGAGGUCCGUAGCUAUGCCCUGGCCGUGGCACUAGGCAAGGAAGUCGCUCGUCGCGGGAUCCGAUCCUUCGUCGAAUGCUCGACCGCCCAUGUUUACAAGGGUGGAGCGACCCCGCGGAAAGAGGACGACAAGCUUCAGCCCUGGCACCGCUUGGCGAAGUGGAAAAUGAAGGCUAGUGAGGAAUUGAAGAAGAUCCCUGGCCUCAAUUACUGUCUUGUGCGCCUGCCCCACGUCUAUGGUGAAUACGACCAUGGUUACUUCGCCAUGGGUGUUUGCCUCGCACGCGUGUACUUGGAUUUGCAGCGGGAUUUGGAACUGCUCCACACCAAGGACUUGAAGGUCAACACUCUCUACGUUCAGGAUGCUGCGAGUGCCUUGUGGAAGGCCGCUGAGUGGAGAGCCAGCACAACAGACUCCCCUCAAAUGGCCUUCAACGUGGUCGACCAUGGCGACACCCGUCAGGGUCAUCUGGCAGAGGCCCUGGAUGCCGUAUUCGGACUCAAGUGUUCUUUCCUGGGCUCCGUGGCGUCCCAAUUCGCCAAGUUGAACCUGGACGAAGUCGUCGAUGACAUGAACGAAGUCAGCUUGCAGGUCUGGGCUGAGUUACUUGAAAAGAAGGGCAUUGAGCGCCCCGGCCCAAUCAGCCCCUUCCUCGAACGCGACGUGCUUAAGGACCAGGACAUGUCCAUUGACGGCACGCUCUUCGAGAUUACCACCGGCUGGAAGCCCAGCCGGGAACGAUUCGACGCCGAUGGUGUCCGCGCAAUGGUCGAGAGUUACAAGCGCAUGGGCUGGUGGCCAUAG
This is a messenger RNA of Aspergillus chevalieri, 1113 nucleotides long. RefSeq names its product NAD-dependent epimerase/dehydratase family protein. NCBI's taxonomy places the organism in Eukaryota, Fungi, Ascomycota, Eurotiomycetes, Eurotiales, Aspergillaceae. The transcript has 3 exons. Bases 1 to 1113 code for a protein of 370 amino acids. The record is from RefSeq and is a predicted model, not a curated record.